GGCUUAAAUACAGCGUUUUACGAACAGUUAGCUGUUGCGCGUUUUCUUCAAUCCGACCAAUCACAGGCCUCCAUUCUGGAUGCCUGGAUGCCUUAGGUGCCCAGGAGCUCGGACAAGAAAAAAGGUCAAAACAUGCAUAAAGAGUUCUAUGUAUGUAUCGGGUUACCGUCCGACGCCCCAUUUUCUGCUUAGGUAGAGGCGAUCGCGAACAAACAAUCAAUCCAUUUUCAUUGCUUCUCGCAACUUAUCUCAUAACGUCGCCUCUCAACCUUUGCGCCUUCAUCCCUCACAAUUCCUCAGCAAUAGAGAUCGUCUUUUCAUUCUAUCCACGCACGCGUUUCGACGCGCCCAGAGCUCAGAAUGCCACCUGCUAUCAGCGACGAUGACGCCUCUGACUUCGCCGACGCGCCUACAUCCGCGACCCGCAAGCACUCCAAAAAACCAUCACCCAACACCAAGGAUACGGGCGCGGACGAUGAUGGCGAUGAAGAGAUGCUGGAUGUCGUAAAGGGCGACAUCAAGAAUGGCAAUGGCACCAGUCGCAAUGGGAAAAAGAAGGAAGAGAAGGAAGAGGACGAUGGUGAGGAUGAGGAUGAGGAAAAUGAUGAAAACGAGGACCAAGACGAGGACCUUGAGGAGGAUGAGUAUAUCGUUGAGAAGAUCCUCGCCCACGUCGUCGAGAAUGGCGACCACUUGAAGUUCAAGGUCAAGUGGGAAGGCUACGAGAAGAAAUCGGAUCAGACGUGGGAGGAUGAGGAGAACAUCAGGGAAAACGCGUCCGAUAUCCUCGACAUCUACCUGGCUAAGGUCGGCGGACGAGACAAGAUCAUCGAGGAGGCGAAUGCAGCCCUGAAGACCAAGAAGCGCGGGCGACCUGCCGGCGCCUCCACUAACGGCACGAAGCGGCGACGUAACGGAAGCCACCCGGAUUCGGCUACGCCACCCACGACCGGCCGGUCGUGGCACCCGCCGGUGGGCUCUUGGGAAGAUGAAGUCGAGUCCAUCGAUGCCUGCCACGACGAGAACACGGGCAAGCUGAUCGUGUACCUGACGUGGAAGAACGGCCACAAGACUCAGCACGACACCAAGGUCAUCUACCAACGCUGUCCACAAAAGAUGCUCCAAUUCUACGAACGCCACGUUAAAAUUGUCUCGUCGGCGGCGCGGGACGGCGCAACGAAGGAGGAAUCGUAGUCACGUGUAGUAUUAUCGCACGAGACUUGGGCUAGGCACCCGCUCUGGAGAAAGGGAUCGCCAGCCUGGGUCUUCGCGCACUUUGUUUUUUAGGGGAGUUCAAGGACACGCGACGGAUAGUGGUCGGGCAAGCCCAGACACGGCUAUCAAUCGUGCGACCACUAUGCCUAAAGGAUAUCUCAGCCUCGGGCCGUCCCCCGGGAAGACGCGACCUCCCAUCGCCACCAGGUCCUCGGUAGCCUCUACGGGGGUCCCGACUGGUUAGGCUACGGAGGCCGUCUCUUCCGAAUGUAUUGUUGUUUUCUACCCAAUAAUGGAGGUUGUUUCGGAAGAGUUAUUGUUUCGUCGAUUCAGUGUUAGAGCCUCGCUUACUCGCCAAGGUAUAGAGGCAAUGAACCAACUGAUAACCCUUGGGAAUGUGACGCCACCGUAGGUGCUCUAUGAACGCGAUGUCGAAGUCUUCGAGCCUGACCCAGCAGGGCCCAGGGGUUUGAGCGUGGUGAGAGGCAAGGCAUUGUAUCGUAGGCAGGCAGCUAAUGGAACGAAUCCGACGGGAUAUGUCUGA
Durotheca rogersii is the source of this 1759-nucleotide messenger RNA. Its product is annotated as heterochromatin protein one. The transcript is spliced from 6 exons. The record is from RefSeq and is a predicted model, not a curated record. Gene Ontology annotation, molecular function: chromatin binding. Gene Ontology annotation, cellular component: nucleus; pericentric heterochromatin. Gene Ontology annotation, biological process: chromatin organization; negative regulation of transcription by RNA polymerase II. Bases 361 to 1194 code for a protein of 277 amino acids. Lineage: Eukaryota; Fungi; Ascomycota; Sordariomycetes; Xylariales; Xylariaceae.